Molecule: messenger RNA, 2924 nt
Organism: Neopsephotus bourkii (Bourke's parrot)
Lineage: Eukaryota; Metazoa; Chordata; Aves; Psittaciformes; Psittacidae
Gene: LEKR1
Product: leucine, glutamate and lysine rich 1
Exons: 13
Coding region: 352-2415 (687 amino acids)
Source: RefSeq, a predicted model, not a curated record
UUUUCUGACAGCGCAAACCCACUUCACGCAGGGGUUGCGCACAUUUUGUCACGUAACUGACCUGGACGUGAGGGUCGGUUUUGGGGUGACAGCUCGCAUGAAACAAAGGCUUUGCAGUGAAACCACAUCGGCGUUUGCGCCGUUUUCCUCCCCCCUCACUAGCCAGCUCCAGCUCCAGCUCCGGCAGCGCAGCUCCUCCCGUUCCCCGUUAUGAACUGCCCCUCGGGACGGUCAGUUGUGCCGGGGCGCUGGGCAGGAACUCUUAACCUCUCUACGCGCCGCCGCGCGCCGUUGCCGUAGUUACGGAGGAAGCCGCGCUUCCCUGACACCACUGCCGAGUUUUGGGAGGAUAUGGAGCGGCACGUCCCCAUUUACACGCUGCCUGAGGAAAUUCGCAAGAUGUCCCGGGAUGAGACAGUAUGUAAAUACUGUGGAGUCAGCUAUUUGAUACUUCAUGAAUUUAAGGUUAUGGAAGAAAAAGUAAAAGCAAUGGAAAAGGAGAUUAAAUUUUAUGAAGGAAGUAUAGAACGGGAAAAAGGACUUCAAGCAGAAUUGCAGUCUCUUUACCAAGACCUUGAACACUAUCGAGCUGACAAUGAAACAAAAACAGAAAGAAUAAGAACCCUCACAGUGGAACUUAAAAACAAGCAAGAUGAUUUAAAAAAUGUAAAAGAAGAUUUGAGAUAUUUCCAAGAGGAAAAGGAAGCUGCCUAUAAACAAUCGCAAGUGCUCAGAAAUACAUUGGAACACCAUUGCUCUACUCUGAACAAGGCAGUUUCACUGUUUCCUUUUAUUAAAAGUGAACUAGACAGUAUUAAAGAAGUCAUCUCCAGUAAUCUGGAGAACUGGGCUGCCAUGAAAGAAGAAAUCUUUAUACAAAUAAAAACAGUUAGCAAAGAAGCUUUGACAGAAAUACCCAAAUUGAAUCAAAGAUUAGCAAAGUCCCAGAGAGAGAAUGAAUGCCUCCAAGAAAAGGUAAAACAUCUGACACUGGUGGCUGACACAGUUGAGCUGAAAAGUCAACAGCUUCAAACUUCACUUCAGCAAGGGAAUGAGCUGCAAAGUAGAUGCCGUGAGCUGCAAAAGGAAACAUUAGAUUUAACAAAUCAGGUAGAGACAAUUGGAUUGAAGCUGCAGAAAGUAACAGCCGAGAUGGACCACUACAAAAAGCUGUUAAUGGUGAAAUCAACGGAACUUGAUGUCUGUCAAAAUGAACUGAAAAAAAUUAAAUACGAAAAUGGAAUUUCUGAGUCAAGGCUUACAAAAGAGCUCAAGGAAAAGGAGGAAUCUUUUCUAAUUUGCCAACAAGUAUGCAAACAUUUACAGGAAGAAAUGGCUGAGAAAGAAAGAAAAGAAGAAGAUCUAAAAAGAAGAACUGGUCGAUUAGAAAGUGAGCUGGAAGCCCUUAAAGCUCUUCUUAGACAAACAGAGGAAGAGGUAGUGAUGUUGAAACAAGAAAGGGAGUUAAUGCUGAUUUCUCAUCAGAACAGAACGGAGCAGCUGCAGGUAGCAUUAAGACAGAAGAUGCGGAAUGAAGAUAACUGGAGGGAGAAGAUGGAAAAUGAUCUGGCUAAAGGUGAAGCACAACACAAAGAAGCAAUUCUUAAAGUCAAGGAAGAAGCAAGAGUGGAAAUAGACAUUGAGAGACAAAAGCAGCAAGAACUGAUCGCCAAAUAUCAGAGAGAUCAUGAAGAGCUCCAGAAGAAGAUUCCAGGUUUAAUAUCCAGUGCUACCAACAACUUACGGAUGGAGACAGAAAUUCUUGAAAAGAAGCUACAAGAUGCCCAGAUCAAACUUACAGAGAAAGAUGAAGAGAAGGAAAAUGAAAUUGAGAGCCUUAAAAGACUAAUUACUGAACUUGAAUUUCAGUUAUCGAUGGAAAAGAACAGUAAUGAAUCAUUUCUGGAUAGUAUGAGAAAAGAAAUUAAACACAAGUCAGGUGAACUGGAAAAAUUAACCCAGGAGAGGACACAGCUGAUUCACAAUCUGAGUCAAGUUCAAGAAGAGAACACUCUUCUCCAGGAAACGGUGCGCAGAGAGUGUGAGGAACGCUAUGAGCUGACUGCAGCUUUGACUCAAGCCAGGGAACAAGUACUGGAACUAAAAAAACUCAGUGGAAAUUUCCCAUUAUCACUGUGUUCCCUGGCUCAGGGCAGCCUAACCUCCUCUGCUGCCCUGCUCACUGAUUAUGGACAGAAAAGCCGCUCUAGCCUCAGCACUGGGAAGGAAAUCAAUCUCUCUGGACAGUUUGGUAUUUCAAGAGCUGUGAAGGCACCCACCUCCGGUAAGCGUAACAGCAGUGGCAGUGUGUGCUUGCCAGCUCUAACCCCAUCACAUCCUCCAAGAGGGAGGGCAGCUUCACUCAGCGAGCCCAGGAGGAGGAUCUCUGCAGUUAUAAGACGACAACUGAGCUAGCUCUGACAGCUACAUAUGCAUGCAUAGGGCAUGGGAAACCAUUCCAGUGCAUCAAAUGGCCAUUUACUCAUGGACCCCAGGGUCAACUCUUAGCCGAUGCAAUUCAUGCAUUUCUACAAGUUAAAAUUAAGUUAUUUUUUUAUAUAUUUUUAUUGCUGUAAUGUUUCUUUGUCCAUCACAUAUCAAAGUAAUUAAAUGCUAUCUACACUUCAAGAUGAUGAAAAUAAGAAAGAACAGAUACUGUCUCUCUGAAAGCAACACAUCUUCAAUAGGUGUAGUUAAAUUAAUGGCCAAUUUAAAUUCCUGUUUUCCCAAACCACUUUGUUAGAAUUUUCCUAUUUUGUGUGUUCUCCUGUUUAACUUAACUGCUUGUUUCUGGUGUAAAAAAAUGUGAUUUGUUUGGUUAGAAUCAGACUUUUGCAAUUAUUUAAUUGAAUAGUGUUAUAUUUGCAAAUAAUUCUGCUUAAGUCAGUGAAACUUGCUCGUUGUGGAAUAUGUAUCAUUCAGUC